Athalia rosae (coleseed sawfly) is the source of this 2270-nucleotide messenger RNA. RefSeq names its product serine/threonine-protein phosphatase 2A 65 kDa regulatory subunit A alpha isoform (gene Pp2A-29B). Lineage: Eukaryota; Metazoa; Arthropoda; Insecta; Hymenoptera; Athaliidae. Gene Ontology annotation, cellular component: protein phosphatase type 2A complex; cytoplasm. Gene Ontology annotation, molecular function: protein phosphatase regulator activity; protein binding. Gene Ontology annotation, biological process: protein dephosphorylation. The coding region runs from base 181 to 1962 and encodes 593 amino acids. The record is from RefSeq and is a predicted model, not a curated record. The transcript has 10 exons.
UCUGGCCGAUGAAGUAAUUAAAAAAUUCCGUUAAUUAUGUUUCACCUUGUGUAAAAUAAUUGACGUUAUCGAACCCUGCGAGACGAUUAUCACCGUAUUAUUAGUUAAACUUAUCAAAUAUCGUGUAUAGCUGGUUUUGAUACGUAAGCACAGAUUUGUUAAAAGUGUGACUACAGCAAAAUGGCAGCGAGCGACUCUACCACCGACGACAGCCUCUACCCAAUUGCUGUUUUGAUCGAUGAAUUGAAAAAUGAGGAUGUUCAGCUGCGCUUAAACUCAAUCAAGAAACUCUCGACUAUCGCUCUUGCACUUGGUGUAGAACGUACACGUAGUGAGUUGAUCCCAUUCUUGACAGAAACAAUCUAUGACGAGGAUGAAGUGCUCUUGGCACUUGCUGAACAGCUCGGAACAUUCACUCCUCUUGUGGGAGGCCCAGAGUUUGUACACUGUCUUUUACCACCACUAGAGUCACUAGCAACGGUAGAAGAGACAGUUGUACGUGACAAGGCAGUAGAGUCACUGCGCAACAUUGCAAGCCAACAUACUCCAGCAGAUUUAGAGGCAUACUUUGUACGUUUGGUUCAACGUCUCGCUGCUGGUGACUGGUUCACAUCCCGAACAUCAGCAUGUGGCCUGUUUAGCGUAUGUUACACUCGUGUCAGUCCUGCUAUCAAAGCGGAAUUGAGGAAUCACUUCCGUAAUUUGUGCCAGGAUGACACCCCUAUGGUUCGACGAUCAGCGGCAUCAAAAUUGGGUGAAUUUGCAAAAGUCGUUGAAGUUGAAUACUUGAAAUCAGACCUGAUACCCAUGUUCGUCAUCCUCGCCCAAGAUGAACAGGCAAGUUCGGAUUCUGUACGUUUACUGGCCGUCGAAGCUUGUGUUAGUAUCGCCACUUUGUUACAACAAGAAGACGUAGAACAGCUGGUUAUGCCAACGCUUCGUCGAUGCACAGGCGACACAUCCUGGCGAGUCCGGUACAUGGUUGCCGACAAAUUUACUGACCUUCAAAAAGCAGUCGGUCAAGAGAUCACAAAAACCGAUCUUGUCCCAGCUUUCCAAGCACUACUCAAGGAUACAGAGGCAGAAGUCAGAGCGGCUGCUGCCAAUAAAGUCCGCGAUUUUUGCCAAAAUUUGGACCAAUUAAACCAGGAAUCAAUCAUUAUGACCAACGUCUUACCCUAUGUGAAAGAAUUGGUCGCAGAUCCCAAUCAACAUGUAAAAUCUGCUCUCGCCAGUGUUAUCAUGGGCCUGAGCCCCAUUCUUGGAAAGCACAAUACAAUUGAACAUUUAUUACCAUUAUUCUUAUCACAAUUGAAGGAUGAAUGUCCUGAAGUGCGUCUCAAUAUCAUUAGCAAUUUGGAUUGUGUCAAUGAAGUAAUUGGUAUUCAACAACUUUCACAAUCAUUACUUCCAGCGAUAGUUGAAUUAGCAGAAGACUCGAAAUGGCGAGUACGUCUAGCGAUUAUUGAAUACAUGCCCUUAUUGGCUGGACAACUGGGUGUUGAGUUCUUCGAUGAAAAACUCAACUCGCUAUGUAUGACUUGGUUAGUAGAUCACGUGUAUGCUAUCCGUGAGGCUGCUACUCUUAAUCUCAAAAAACUUGUUGAGAAGUUUGGACCGGAAUGGGCCCAAAAUACCGUCAUCCCCAAAGUCCUCGCCAUGUCGAGAGAUCAGAAUUACCUGCACAGAAUGACUUGUCUAUUCUGUAUUAACGUGUUAGCAGAGGUCUGUGGUCCGGAUAUAACGACCAAAGUAAUGUUACCAACAGUUUUGGCAAUGGCAAAUGAUAAUGUAGCCAAUGUCAGGUUUAACGUUGCAAAAACUCUUCAACGUAUCGGGCCUUAUCUCGAAGCAAGCGCAGUUCAGAGUCAAGUUAAACCUGUCCUCGACAAACUAAAUACAGAUAGUGAUGUAGACGUCAAGUAUUUUGCCUCCGAAGCUAUUGCUGGUAUCGCAGCGUAGGUUGAACCGGAGGAUAGCAUUUACUACUUACUCACAAAUUGAUCGACAAAAACUUCACAAUUUAUACUGAAAUCUACUUGAUAAUGAAUAUUAUGAUUUGAAGAAAAAGUAAGCAACAAGCAUCAACAAAAUUUUAAACUAGCGAUAACCUUGAACAGCAAACAAGUUCCAUUGUAUUUGUAUGUCUAUAGUAUGCUGAUUAUUGAGCAUUCGAUAUAAUUGGAAUCAUGUAACUCCUAUACAUAAGAUAAUGUCUAAACGAAUAAUAAAUAAAGCGAAUGACUCGGAAUCAUUCCUAAACUUAAAAA